UUGUUUCCAUUACUGAUUAAAAUGGAGUUCUGGUUGAUUUUACUGGCAAUUCUUGGCCUCAAUCGGGUGCAGGGACAGACUUAUGGAGGCAGCUCCUAUGGUGCAGCCAGCGGAUCGGCCAUACGCCUCGGCCUUAUCACAGACGACGAAACGGACAGAAUCCGGCAGACCUUUGAGCACGCCAUCUCCGUGGCGAACAACGAGCUGAGCGUCCCGCUGGUGGGCCAAACGGAGCAGGUGUCCUAUGGGAACUCGGUCCAGGCCUUUGCCCAACUCUGCAACAUGAUGCAGAGUGGAGUGGGUGCCGUCUUCGGGCCGGCGGCCAAGCACACGGCCUCACAUCUGCUGAAUGCCUGCGACUCCAAGGACAUACCCUUUGUGUAUCCGCAUCUCUCGGGGAAUGCCCAAGCGGAUGGAUUCAACCUGCAUCCGCAUCAGGAGGACAUUGCAAACGCUCUCUACGGCAUCAUCAAGCAGUUUGAUUGGUCACGAUUCAUAUUCUGCUACGAGUCCCCCGAAUACUUGGCCAUUCUGGACCAUCUUAUGACACUGUACGGCAUCAAGGGGCCCGUGAUUAAGGUCAUGCGCUACGAUCUCAAUCUGAACGGCAACUACAAGUCGGUCCUGCGACGCAUACGAAAAUCAGAGGACAGUCGCAUUGUGGUUGUGGGCUCCCGAGAGGGCGUGGCCGAGCUCCUAAGGCAGGCCCAGCAAGUAGGCAUCAUGAAUGAGGACUAUACGUACGUUAUCGGCAACCUGGACCUGCACACCUUCGAGCUGGAGGAGUACAAGUACAGUGAAGCGAAUAUAACGGGCAUACGAAUGUUCUCACCUGAUCAGGAGGAGGUCCGAGACCUGGUGGAGAGACUGCAUCAAGAGCUGGGCGAAAGCGAACCUGCAGAUAAUGGGGCUUCAACCAUCACCAUGGCCAUGGCGCUGACCUAUGAUGCGGUGCGUGUAAUUGCGGAGACCACCAAACACCUUCCCUACCAACCUCAGAUCCUAAACUGCUCCGAGCGACAUGACAAUGUCCAACCAGAUGGAUCCACAUUCAGGAACUACAUGAGAUCGUUGGAGAUCAAGGAGAAAACCAUCACAGGUCGCAUCUUUUUCGAGGGUAAUGUGAGAAAGGGUUUCACUUUCGACGUCAUUGAGCUGCAGACAAGUGGCCUGGUCAAGGUCGGCACUUGGGAGGAGGGCCAGGAGUUUGAGUUCAAGCGGCCCGCGCAAGUGAUCAACUUCAAUGAUAUCGAUGAUGGUUCUCUGGUCAACAAGACCUUCAAAGUUCUUAUAUCUGUAGCGACCAAGCCAUAUGCCAGUCUGGUGGAUAGUAUUGACACGCUCAUUGGCAAUAAUCAGUAUCAAGGCUAUGGGGUGGAUCUCAUCAAGGAACUGGCCGAUAAGCUCGGCUUCAACUUUACCUUCCUAGAUGGCGGCAUUGACUAUGGCUCCUUUAACAAGACCACAAACACCACUACCGGAAUGCUCAAGGAAAUCGUCGAAGGGCGAGCUGAUUUGGCCAUUACCGAUCUGACCAUAACAUCGGAACGAGAAGAAGUCAUUGACUUUUCCAUACCUUUUAUGAACCUGGGCAUAGCCAUUUUAUAUGUGAAGCCACAGAAGGCUCCACCGGCUCUCUUUUCCUUCAUGGACCCGUUCUCUGAAGAGGUGUGGCUCUACCUGGGAAUUGCGUAUGUAGGUGUUUCGCUAUGCUUCUUUAUUCUGGGUCGACUAUCCCCCACGGAAUGGGACAACCCGUUUCCCUGCAUCGAAGAGCCAGAAGAGCUGGAGAAUCAGUUCACCAUCAACAACUCCCUGUGGUUCACCACGGGAGCCCUGUUGCAGCAGGGCUCCGAGAUCGCUCCCAAAUCCCUAAGCACACGUACCAUUGCGGCCAUUUGGUGGUUUUUUACCCUGAUCAUGGUGUCUUCGUACACUGCCAACUUGGCUGCCUUCCUCACCAUCGAAAAUCCCACCAGUCCCAUCAAUAGCGUUGAAGAUCUGGCCGACAACAAGGAGGGUGUUCAGUAUGGAGCAAAGCGGACAGGAUCCACUCGGAAUUUCUUCCUAACUUCUGAAGAUCCCAUCUAUAUGAAAAUGAACGAAUACAUGACCAAUAACCCGUCCAUGUUGCUGGACAACAAUCAGGAUGGCGUGGAAAAGGUGAAGUCCGGCAACAAGUACGCCUUCCUCAUGGAGUCCACCUCUAUUGAGUUCAAUACAGUGCGAGAGUGCAAUCUCACCAAAGUGGGAGAUGCACUGGAUGAAAAGGGUUACGGCAUAGCCAUGGUGAAAAAUUGGCCAUAUCGCGAUAAGUUCAACAAUGCUCUGCUGGAGCUGCAGGAGCAAGGUGUGCUGGCCAGGCUCAAGAACAAAUGGUGGAACGAGAUCGGAGCCGGAGUUUGCAGCGCCAAAAGCAGCUCCGAUGGUCCUUCAGAAUUGGGUGUGGACAACCUGAGUGGUAUCUAUGCUGUCCUGGCUGUUGGUACCAUCAUCUCCAUCAUCUUUUCCAUCUUCUGUUGGUGCAUUUUCGUAUUCAAGAAGGCCAAAAGCUAUGAGGUACCCUUCUGUGAUGCUCUGGUUGAGGAGUUUAAAAUUGUCAUCCGGUUCUCGGAGAACGAGCGGGCCCUGAAGAGCGCACAAUCAGUUUACUCCCGCAGCCGAAACUCCUCUCACUCCAUAGAGUCCCUCAAAACGGAUUCCGAGGAGAAUAUGCCGCCCGAGGAGGCUGAUUGAUAAUUGAGUUUUGUG
Messenger RNA from Drosophila miranda, 2751 nucleotides. It is a transcript of the gene GluRIID, whose product is annotated as glutamate receptor ionotropic, kainate 2. The transcript is spliced from 14 exons. Gene Ontology annotation, cellular component: plasma membrane; postsynaptic membrane. Lineage: Eukaryota; Metazoa; Arthropoda; Insecta; Diptera; Drosophilidae. The record is from RefSeq and is a predicted model, not a curated record. Bases 22 to 2736 code for a protein of 904 amino acids. Gene Ontology annotation, biological process: monoatomic ion transport; synaptic transmission, glutamatergic; modulation of chemical synaptic transmission. Gene Ontology annotation, molecular function: transmitter-gated monoatomic ion channel activity involved in regulation of postsynaptic membrane potential; glutamate-gated receptor activity.